Molecule: messenger RNA, 1468 nt
Organism: Ilex paraguariensis (yerba mate)
Lineage: Eukaryota; Viridiplantae; Streptophyta; Magnoliopsida; Aquifoliales; Aquifoliaceae
Source: the annotation of a GenBank genome assembly
GUAAGUGGUACUCUAUUAUUGGCUCUUGAUAUUUGAGCCAAAAUUGUGAGCUUCAUUUCACACUAGGGUCUCUUGUCACUAAACUUGGCUACCUUGGUUUAUUUUUCAGUUCACUGCUAAGCCACUCUUGAAAAACAACCAGAAAACGUCAUCAAUGAUGAGGGGAAAUGGAAGAGAAAAGGUGGAGGCCUCUUGCAAUGGCAUUGUUCGUCGAAUGGUGAGCUUCCCUCGGAGCAUUUUAGGAGGAUUUUCAAGAGUAAUGGAUCAAGGAAUAGACUUGAUGAGAUUAGGAGUAGGAGGAAGAAGAAACCAACAACAUUUGCCUUCAAAUUUUCCUCUACCACAACUACCAGAGCCAGUAAUGGUUCAGGAAGAGUUCGCCUUUCUCGCGAAUUUUGAGCUGAAUUAUGGAACCAUGCACCCUUUCUUUUACGCUUGCCGGUUCAUGGAAGCUCUUAAGAUGGCUCAAGAAGAGAGAAAGUGUGUGUUCGUGUACCUUCAUGCACCAGAACACCCAUUCACACCCUCUUUCUGUUGGGAGACCUUGUGUUCAGAGGUGGUUAUACAGUUUCUUGAUGCAAACUUUGUUUGCUGGGGUGGACUUUCAGAUAAAGGAGAGGGUUUGCAGAUGGCUACCACGCUCCAGCCGGCCAGCUUCCCUUUUUGUGCGGUGGUGGCUCCAGUUUCCGGUGACAACUUAGCAGUGCUGCAACAGAUGGAAGGGCCAGUUACCCCAGCUGAAUUGGUGGAGAUACUACAGAGGACAAUGGAGGAGCAAGGAUCAGCAUUUAGUGGUGCAUGGGCCAAGGAGGAAGAGAAGAGAAGAGCCGAUCGCCAGUUAAGGGAAGAACAAGACACUGCAUAUCUUGCAGCUCUACAAAUAGAUAAGGAAAAAGACAGGCUCAAGAAUGCAACCUCAGAAGAAAGAGUUCAAAAGAAAGCUUCAAAUGUCACAAAAGAUGAAAAGUUUAAACAAAAUCCUAUACAAAAGCAAGAUGGUCAAGUAAGAGGGGGAACCACUGCUAGAGAAACUCCACAGAAAGAUAUUGCAAGCAAAGGAAAGGAUGUUCAGGUCACCAAGAUACAAAUACGGUUCCCAACUGGUGAAAGGAAGGAGCAAAGCUUCUCAUGCACAGACAAAGUUUCAGCAAUUUACAGAUACAUUGAUUCACUGGGCUUGACUGGAGGUGGAAGUUACAGAUUGGUAUCGAGCUUCCCUAGAAAAAUCUAUGAUGUACAGACGAUGGGAACCACUCUUAAAGAUGCUGGUCUCCAUCCCAAAGCAAGCCUGUUUCUAGAGCUUCUUUGACCAUGUAUUGAUUAAUGACAGACCUGUAUGAAAACAUCUAUGGCUACCUAUGGUCCGUAGCUUAUGUGGGUUUUAGGUAUGUAUACAUUAGUUCUGUGUCAAUUUUCUUUUCAGUUUGCAUCCUCUUCUCUCAUGUUUCAUUAUAUAGUUAUACUACGG